GCCACACCUAAAACAAAAAUCGUUUAGUAUUCUACAAAUUUAUUUAAUCUCGUGUUAUUUUAGAAUAAAUUUUUAAUAUGGCAAAUAAUCUAGAUGAUAUUGAUUCCGAAGGAAUUACAGACUCGCCAAAAAAGGGGCCUACAUUAUCUACUUCUACAUCUAGUUUUGAAGCUUUGGAUCCUCACGAUCCAAAUUUAAGCCGUUUAGCAACUACAAUGUUCAAUAAAACAGCUGAUUAUUUAUAUGGGGAGUUAACAUCCACUUUAGAGGAUUAUAAGUUGCUUGAAAAUAUGAAUAAAGUUACUGCUACGAAGUAUUCUGAUAUGAAGCAGAUUGCUAAUAGUGUGGAGAAUAGUAUGGUUGAUUUGAAAGAAAAAUAUGAUAUGUUACAACCAUUUUUGGAACAAAUAGACCAAAUUGAAGAUAGUGUAACAAAACUUGAGCAAGCAGCGUAUAAAUUGGAUGCUUAUUCAAAGAGAUUAGAGACUAAGUUUAAGAAUUUAGAGAAACGAUAAUGCUGACAUUUAUAUUGGACCACAAUGUUAUAAUUAUAAACUCAUUCUUAUUCUUUACAAUUUAAAUUUUCUUCUACAACCUCAUCUUCUUUCUUUACUUUUUUUACAAUUAGUUCUACUCGUUUUAAAUCAACCUUUUCAAUAAAUUCAUUUAAUGCUUUAUCACAGAUUAAAGGAUGCUCUGGAUUAUCAAUAUAACACUGUUUUAUCUAAAGAAUAUAUUUUAGUGUUAAUUAUAAUCAUAUAUAUAUGUAAAUAUGAACUUA
This is a messenger RNA of Onthophagus taurus, 781 nucleotides long. It is a transcript of the gene Blos2, whose product is annotated as biogenesis of lysosome-related organelles complex 1 subunit 2. The record is from RefSeq and is a predicted model, not a curated record. NCBI's taxonomy places the organism in Eukaryota, Metazoa, Arthropoda, Insecta, Coleoptera, Scarabaeidae. Gene Ontology annotation, molecular function: gamma-tubulin binding. Gene Ontology annotation, biological process: lysosome localization; endosomal transport. Gene Ontology annotation, cellular component: BLOC-1 complex; gamma-tubulin complex; BORC complex.